Triplophysa rosa is the source of this 5252-nucleotide messenger RNA. It is a transcript of the gene cpn1, whose product is annotated as carboxypeptidase N, polypeptide 1. Gene Ontology annotation, molecular function: zinc ion binding; metallocarboxypeptidase activity. The record is from RefSeq and is a predicted model, not a curated record. The transcript has 15 exons. The coding region runs from base 3470 to 4822 and encodes 450 amino acids. Gene Ontology annotation, biological process: proteolysis. Lineage: Eukaryota; Metazoa; Chordata; Actinopteri; Cypriniformes; Nemacheilidae.
UUCAAUAAAGGAAUUGCUGCUUUUACAGCUUUUUUUUACAGUAUAGAAGUUAUGUGUAAAGGCAUGUUGUGAUCUCAUCUGAUUUCUUAACUGUGGACUAAUAUAUCAUUGAUGACUCGCAUAGAGUUCCAGAGCUGCUUAAAAGUGAUUUUUUAAAUCAUGCUGUCAAUGUGUAACCAGAUGUAAACCAAGUGGUCUCUGUGUUCUUGAUACAGCAUGAAUAAAGUCACCUAACCCUGAAAAGACAUGAAGUGUAGUCUAGUGGUUUACCAGAGAAAGAUCUCUGUUUAGAGACACACAUUUUGGUCUUAGCUAAGGAUGAAAGUCAACUGCACAAUGUCCAAACAAUUGCACAAGAAUCUUGAAUUCGUUUCACUUCCCCCUUUUAUGCAUUUAAAGAGUACAUAACAUGAGAUCAUGAAAAUGACAUUUCAUGCUGUGUGUAAUGUUGCCGUGUUUGAAUGUAAGCAGUCUGCCAAGUUGUAAAUCCGAAUUGGAAUGAAUAACAAAGUUAUUGGCUUGGAAAAAAGGGAGUCGACUCUGAAUCACUCAAAUGAGUCGUCCGAUUGGCGAACCGCUGCGGAUUUACGUCACUACAUAUAGUCCCUGCCUACGUUUUGCUAGGACUGCCCGCGAAAACUUCACUCUUCUCCCCCAAACACUGUAGCUUGUGAUCCUCAUUCGCGGUAAACCAAUCACAGCAGACUAGACCAUCUGACCAAUCACAGCAGACUAGACUAGUGGAAAGGAGGGGAUUAGACAGAUGAAUCGUGGAACGUAUCAUUUGAGUGUCAGUCAAGAAGUAAGGUAAGAAUAACUGCCUAUUAUUACGAAAUAAUCGUGUUUUUACACCUUCUAUGUGCAUAAACUUGUUGUUAUACACUCCAUAAACCAAAGUGGGACCUUAAAAAUCCCUAGUUAUGUACUCUUUAAUGAAUCCGUGAGCGUGAGCCUUUAUCCCAUUCAGUACUACAAAACUGAGAUCUCUAUUUGACACCUGCAGUGAGAUGAUUUAGGUGUUGAGCUAGGAAGGGCACUGCAAGUAACUGCUGGGAUUCUCGCUUUCAUCGUGAAAGCAUUUCUGUUCUCGUAUAGCGGAGUCAUGAUAAGAAUGUUCAUGCUAUCCUGUCUCAUAUUCCAGUUUUGCUGUGGGUCACAAAAUGAGAAAUGUGGAUUCUAUGUGAUAAUGACACCGUUUCAACAUAUCUCAUGUUUCGAAAUGAUGAAGAAUGCGGACCAAGUUUGUGGAUCUCAUCAAUCAAACAUCAAUCAAUCAAUUUGCAGUACUCACAACAAAAAUGCCAUGUUGUGUAUCAAGUGGCCUUCAACUAUUCAACUGACAUGUGUAAUGACUGAUUCUGAACAGAUUCUUAAUGGCAAAAAGUGUGCCUGUGACCAAAAAUCUAUCAGUUGCCAAGGAGAGUAUGAAUCUGCUGAACCACCAAAUUCUGUGUCUACACUGUCAUUAAGCAUCCCUUUGAUAGCAGCUUUGGUUCCUGCGGCCAUUUUUGCUUCCCACCAGAUGGCGCUGUAACACUACAGAUUUCCUACUGCUAAGACAAGUUUCCUAAAAACUAUAACAUAUUUCUUAAAGUCACCAUUCAAACAAACAGGAAAAUUCUAAGUGUUUUACACAGUGUUGCAGUGAUUAUUAUAAAUGAUUUAUCUGUGCACACCAUUAUGAAUUUUUCUUAUUCAUUUGCACUUGUAAUCUUUAAUCAAAAACGUCUAGCUCCUCUCCCCCUCUCAACAACAACUCUUCGCCGCAUGACGUCAGCAACAAAAAAGAGGUAGGACUAUACUGACUGUCCAAUGGCCAGGCAUUUUAGCCCUCCCCUCCAGGCCCACCUUACAACAAACCAAUCAAAAAGGGAAGGGCAAAAUAAAGCCCCGCCCUACAUUUUUUCCUAAUUUCAGAAGCCGUUUCACUCGGAUACACGUCAUGAUACGGAAAAAAAGUCAAUCGCAACUUCCGUUUCAAACUGUCAACAUUUAUUUGCACUUGAAGAAGAUAAAUGUAAUAAAAAAACGGACUACUUCUAAACAAUUGAACGAUUUUAAAAUUUAUAAAAUAUAAAUGCAUAUAUAAAACUGCAUAAAAAUCCUCCACCUUUCCUAACACUUUCAAAUUCAUUAUAACCUCUAACUGACAUGAAUCAUUGUUCACAGCGACCUCUAAACAUUACAUUUACAAAUGUACACUACUUCAUUUUCUUUAAAUAUGCAUAUGCAGUUUUGAUUUUGUGUCUAUAGUUUUAAGGAAAUGUGUCUUAUUUAUACAGCCUAAAUUUCAACGUCUAUAUAAUUAAUUUGGUUAAAUGUUAACUCUUUUCGACGGGACAAGAGACAAUAGAACGCAUUAGAACCCAUUAUCAUUUAAAAUUUUGUCCACACCUGACGUGGCGCGAUGCGGCGCGACAAUCCCAUUAGAACAAGCCGUGUGGCCAACGAACAAAAUUAGCACAGGUUAUAUUGAUUUUGUUUUGCUUAUACAUAAUAAAGUCUCCAUACGAUGUUUGCUGCUUGGCAAACUUUCCACAGAAUUAGCCACUAAAUGAACCCAAACAAAUGUCCAAAAGUUACUGACAGGCAUAGAGAGUACAGUGUACGGCACGUCAACAUGACGGUUUUGCAACAACCAGGGAGAUGACACAAACACAUUGCCCUCCGUCUAAACAUCCUGCUUGUUUGGUCAAUGCAAAGACUGUUACGUUUCGUGAUGGUGCUACUGAGAAUGGAGAUACAUUCAGACAAAAAGCAACAGCCAUCAUAACUGACAGGGUCACAGUGAGUCUGACUGACAGCAGCUCCUGUGGUUUAUAGCAGCAAAGGUGAUGGGGGAGGUACUCCGGGGGCCGGUUCUGGAGCGACCACAGUGUUCAUUCUACACUUUUGGUCCCCGUGGUCUUGUUUUCCCAGAAUGCCCUGUAGAAGCGCUAACCUCUCGAGCCCCGAGUAUGUUUACUCAGAGUUAAUGAAUGAGCUAGUGUUGGAGUGGGAGGGGGCUGAGUAAAUAUAUUCCUGUAGCAUGGCUGUGGGUUCGAUUCCCAGGAAAAACACACUUCUUUCUAUAUUUCAGCUUUUUUCCCAUCUGUUAUUUCACCCCGAUGAUCAUAUUAUUAAAAGCUAGUCGGUGGCACAGAGACAAACCACAGGAAUAAAAAGCUUCACUAACACUGGCAAGAAAAAAUGAGGGGGUGAGGGGGGGCAGUGACUUAGCACGAAGAGACAAAUUGCCCUUGAGGUGACAUAUGCGGGGUCAAUCCAGCCAACUCUCACUUCAACAAUUCCAAUUGAGUAAACACAACACAGACAAAUGGCAGGGGUGUAAAAGAAAGAAAAGGGGCCGUCCCUACUCGUUCUCUCCUAAGCGGGAGGGAGAGAACGUCCAGAGGGAGGAGGCGAUCAAAGAGCAGAGGAAGCGAGUGAAGAGAGAAGUGGCGCUCUGUUUGUGGAGCAGUACGGGACCAUGCUGUCAGGCUGCUCUUUGAUCUGGACCGGGGCGCUCCUUUUGGGGCUCCAGGCUUUGCUGACCCGGGCGUCUGACUUCCAACACCACGGAUAUGAGGAGAUGGUGAGAGCCCUUUUUGCGGUCCAAAGCGAGUGCCCCUACAUCGCCCGCGUCUACAGCAUCGGCCGGAGUGUGGAGGGUCGACACCUUUACGUGUUGGAGUUCAGUGAUAAUCCAGGCGUCCAUGAAGCAUUGGAGCCAGAGUUCAAGUACGUUGGGAACAUGCAUGGGAACGAGGUGCUUGGCAGGGAGCUGCUCAUCUACUUAUCCAAGUUCCUGUGCGAGGAAUACCGGUCAGGAAACGAGCGGAUCACACGGCUUAUUCACGACACACGGAUCCAUAUCCUUCCUUCCAUGAACCCGGAUGGAUAUGAAGUGGCGGCCAGGCAGGGUCCAGAGUUCAACGGCUACUUAGUGGGCCGUGGAAAUGCCAAGGACACAGACCUGAACCGCAAUUUCCCCGACCUGAACGCUCUGAUGUACUACUAUGAGAGGCACAGUGGCCAAAACCACCACCUGCCGCUGCCAGACAACUGGGAACUACAGGUUGAGCCGGAAACUUUAGCUGUGAUCAAAUGGAUGGACAAUUAUAACUUUGUUCUCUCAGCUAACCUCCACGGUGGAGCUGUUGUUGCCAACUACCCAUUCGAUAAGUCCCGAGAGCCCCGGAUAAGAGGCAGGACGACAUACUCAACCACGCCUGAUGACAAAAUAUUCAGAAAGCUGGCAAAGACAUACUCCUAUGCCCACAGCUGGAUGCAUAAGGGCUGGAACUGUGGGGAUUACUUUGAUGAAGGGAUUACAAAUGGAGCCAGCUGGUACUCUUUGUCAAAGGGUAUGCAGGACUUCAACUACCUCCAUACUAACUGUUUCGAGAUCACCCUGGAGCUCAGCUGUGAUAAGUUCCCUCCAGCAACGGCCCUCGCCAACGAAUGGCUCGCCAACAGGGAGGCUCUGGUGUCCUACAUGGAGCAGGUGCACCAUGGGAUCAAAGGGAUGGUGUAUGAUGAAAACAACAACCCGAUCACCAAUGCCGAGAUCUCUGUGACAGGCAUAAACCAUGACAUGACCAGCGGGCCGGAUGGAGACUAUUUCCGGCUACUGUUGCCUGGGACCUACACGGUUACCGCAUCUGCACCAGGGUACCAAGCCUUUACCAGCACAGUGACAGUGGGACCUGCUGAAGCUGUACAGCUACAUUUCUAUUUGAAACUUCAGCCCAAAGUGUCAAACUUGCAUACAAAAGCUCAUCCCAACAAGAAAGGCCAUUCGACAGCUAAAGUUCCUCCCACCAACCUUGGGCCAAGAUAAAGAGCAUGAACGUUUCUGUCAACGAAGACAAAACUCUGUCUCUGUUUUUUAAAACUGAAGAUGAGUAGAAAAUGAAAAGCAAACAUGGACUCUCACUGUGACGAACCGUAUAGUCGUUUGCAUAGAUGCAUAAGAGUGUGUUUUUCAGAAAUACAAGUUUUGCUCUCAUGUUCUUUUAGAGCUUAAAUCUGUAUGUAUAUCUCAGAGGGUUUGGGUUACAAGAACAAGGAAAUAUAAGUGAACAAAAAUAUUUCUCAUUUUAUGAGAAAUUAGCCACACUAAUGGUGACCUUUAGAUGGGUUGUUAUUGGAUACUGUAAACUAUAUCUAAAUAUGAUAUGAGGUAGGUUAAAGAAUAAUUAUCUCAUAUGUGGAUAAUAAUACUAAAAAUGUUAUCAUUUAAAAAUAAACCAAGACUGGUGUUUAAUACA